Molecule: messenger RNA, 1182 nt
Organism: Plasmodium reichenowi
Lineage: Eukaryota; Apicomplexa; Aconoidasida; Haemosporida; Plasmodiidae
Product: 26S proteasome regulatory subunit RPN9, putative
Exons: 1
Coding region: 1-1182 (393 amino acids)
Biological process (GO): ubiquitin-dependent protein catabolic process
Cellular component (GO): cytosol; nucleus; proteasome regulatory particle, lid subcomplex
Molecular function (GO): structural molecule activity
Source: RefSeq, a predicted model, not a curated record
AUGAGCGAAAGCGAUAAAUAUAAUCAUAUUAAUAAAUAUCUAAACGAAAAUGAAGAAAUUCUUUUGAAAGAAUUAAAGGGUAAAUACGAAUUUAUGGAUAUGGAAGAAAUAAAGAAUUACAAAGAGAAGAAACUUCAUCAUGAAUUAACUUUAGAAGUUCAAAAGUUUGUUAAUAACAAAGAUGUGGAAUUAAUAGAUAAGUUUCGUUUAUUUUAUACGUAUUUAUCACCAUUAAUAACCAAAUUAAAAAAAACAAUAUAUGCUGAAUUAUUAUAUAUAGUAACAGUAGAGUUUGAUACAAAUUGGACAAUAGAAUAUGUAAGAGAAUCUGAAAAGAAUUUAGAAAAUGACAAGGAUGCGAUAAUAAUAUAUAGAUGUAUAUUAAUAUUAAAAUAUAUAAAAUUAGAAGAUUAUAAAAAUUGUGAAGCAGAAAUUGAAAAUGCAAAAAAUAUGUUACAAGGUGUUAUAGGUUUAAAUAUCGUAGCUCAUAAAUUUUAUAAUUAUGCUUUAAUGUGUUAUUAUAAAGCUUUAAAGAAAUCAGAUUUAUAUGUAAAAUAUGCACUUUUAUAUUUAGCAUAUACACCAUUAAAUGAUUUAAAUGAUUAUGACAAGAUAGAUAUAGGAACAUAUAUAUGUAUACAUUCUAUAAUUAGUGAAAAUGUAUAUAAUAUUGGUGAAAUUAUACAACUACCAUUAAUAAAUAUAUGUAUAAAAAAUAAUGAAGAAACAAAUUGGUUAUAUGAAUUAAUAUAUAUAUAUAAUGAAGGUAAUAUUGAUUCUUUUAAUGAAACUAUUGAAAAAUAUCAAUAUAAUAUUGAAAAUUGUAUAUUAAAAAAUUAUCAACAUAAUAUGUUAAAAAAAAUGACUCUACUAGCAUUAAUGGAUCUAGCUUUUAAAAAAAAAAAACAAAGAGAAGAUAUUUCUUUUAUUGAAAUUGCACAACAUUGUAAAAUAGAUAUUAAUGAAGUUGAAAAAAUGUUAAUAACAGCAAAAAGUAAAAAUAUUAUUACUUGCAAAAUUGACGAAAUUCAGAAAACAGUUAAAAUUACAUGGGUUAAACCAAGAGUACUUAAUAAUGAAAAAAUUUAUUUUAUGAAAGAAAGUAUAGACAAGUGGAUCAACAAUUCUAAAAACCUCAUUACAUAUAUGGAAGACUUAUCAGUCGAAUUGUUGAUAUCUUGA